CGUGGCAUGGAUUGAAUCCCAAGAACCCGCCAUCAGCGAAAACUUGAAAAAGCCUUUGGUCUUUCUUCUUCUUCUUCUGUUCGUUCUUUUCUUCCUCCUUUCAUUUCUUCCUCUCCGUGCUCCUUCUUUACAUUCUUUCACAUCUAAACCCUUCAAUCCCAACUUUCUUUUACACAACUCACAUUCACCUCACGAAACCCGAGUCAUGUAUGGCGGUGACGAAGCAUCAGCCAUAGUAAUAGACCUGGGUUCGCAUACAUGCAAAGCUGGUUACGCUGGCGAAGAGGCUCCCAAGGCCGUUUUCCCCACUGUUGUUGGUGUAAUUGAUCAAAUGGACAUUGAUGGACCUGUUCAUGCUGGCGUGUCCUCUGGAUCUGCUGUGGAUUUGCAAAACAAUAAUAAAAAUCAUGAAUCUGACAGAACCAAAGAAAAACGCAAACUUUAUGUAGGAUCACAGUCCCUGGGAUACCGUCGAGACUAUAUGGAGCUGCUCUCACCAUUGAGGAAUGGAGUUAUUGUUGACUGGAAUAUUGUUGACAACAUAUGGGAUCAUGCUUUGAGGGAAUGCCUCCGGGUUGAUCCUAAAGAGCGUCCAAUGCUACUUGCCGAACAAUGUUCCAGCACUCAAGAAGAGAGAGAAAGGGCAGCAGAACUUAUGUUUGAAAAAUAUAAAGUACCAGCAUUGUUUUUGGCGAAGAAUGCGGUUCUCACAUCUUUUGCAUCAGGACGUGCUACCUCAUUAGUUGUUGAUAGUGGUGGUGGAUUAACUACAGUUGUACCAGUACUGGAUGGUUAUGUUCUUCAAAAGGCUGUGAUAACUUCUAUUAUAGGAGGACAAUUUCUGACAGAAUCCUUCACGAAAAGUUUGGAGGCCAAAGGUAUCACACCAAGACCUCAAUAUUCAUUCAAGAAGAAGGAGAUAAGCCCUGGGAAUAUUCAGAUUGUAGACCUUGAUUUUCCACGUACAUCAAAAGGCUACAAACUCUACUGCCAGAGGGUUAUUGUUGAAAAAAUCAAGGAAUGUGUUUGCCGAACACCAGAUUCUCCAUAUGAUGAGAGUGCGUAUUCUAAUCUUCCUAUGACCACAUACGAGCUUCCUGAUGGCCAGAUUAUUGAAGUCGGAUCUGACAGAUUCAAGAUUCCUGAUAUUCUUUUCAAUCCAUCUCUUGUUCUGACAAUCCCUGGCAUGGAGGGUCUUGCAAACAUUGUUCCUAAACUUCGCAGUCUUCCUAAAAUGAUCAUAGAGAGCAUUAAUAAGUGUGAUGUGAACAUUCGUAGAGAACUAUUUAGUACCAUACUGGUAACCUUCAUAUUGAUUUGGUGCUUGCCCGUUCCACCUCUUUCUGAGUUUAAGGGUACUUGGACAUAUGUGAAACUAAUUUUGUAUAUCUCACAGCUUACUGGUGGUACAGCUUCAAUGCAUCAACUGAAGGAACGCAUUGAGAAAGACUUGCUAGAGGAGUCCCCUCCAGCUGCUAGAGUUAAAGUAUUUGCCUGUGGCAAUGCUACUGAAAGAAGGUUCAGUGUUUGGAUAGGGGGGAGCAUAUUGGCUUCUGUUGGCUCCUUCCAGCAGAUGUGGUUCUCCAAGUCUGAGUAUGAAGAGCAAGGUGCUUCUUAUAUCCAUAAAAAAUGCCCUUGAGUUUCUAACGGGUGUGAAUACGUGUUAAUUACUUUCCUUCGAGAUCCCGGCAAUUUCAGGAAGUCCAAUGUUGAUUCUAAACUAGUGGCUUGUCCUCAAGGAAUUGUUUCAAAUUCACUCUACAGUACUAAACUAGGCUGAUAUCAGUACACGUGUAAUGACUACGCUAUUGAUGUUUUACUUGUUGAUGUCAACACAGUGGUAUUCGUAGCAUUACUUGUCAUGCACCUUAACAAAGCCAAAAUGUUGUACCAUACUUUUUUGGAGGUAAAUGUAAAUGUAACAAAGUUACAACGUGAAAAAACGUGUAUUAAUGUCUGUAUAAAAAAGUAACGGUUAUAAUAAAAAAA
Molecule: messenger RNA, 1989 nt
Organism: Vigna unguiculata (cowpea)
Lineage: Eukaryota; Viridiplantae; Streptophyta; Magnoliopsida; Fabales; Fabaceae
Product: actin-related protein 4-like
Source: RefSeq, a predicted model, not a curated record